UCUUGUAGAGACCAGAUGACAAAUCGCCUUGUUUGGAUUCGGAAUUUUUUCUUGAAAGCCAAUCAUACUUGACUGGCCUGAGUCACUCUACAAAUUCCAAAAAACCCAACGUUACAAUCAAUCAAACCGAGUCAGUGUUCCCCACAACUCACUUCUUUGUAGAUAAUUUUUAUGCAACUGCAUUUCCAUUAUUUGAGGAAUAUUCCGACGACCCUGAUCAGAUUCCGGUGCAAUCCUUUCCAUUUUGCGCCGACCCAUUUGGGGUUUUCGUUGUUUUGUUUUCUAUUGAUUAAAUCAGUGCCGAAAGUAAAUCCAAUUGUUUUUUAAUUGAAAUGUGAAUCUGUGAAGUUUGGUGAAGAAAUGGGGUCUUGUUUGAGUAUCGAGGAAGAUGGGCAACUGCCAUCGCAGAAAAAAUAUUCGACUUAUAAACCCGGCGUGCAUGGAGAUUCUGCGUCUCACGUAAAAGGGGGAAGUGCUGGUUCGAACGCAUUUGUGAUAAUUCCGAAAAACGUGAAGGAUCUACGUCAAAGUUCUGGGAAUGGCGAUCUUGAUAUUUUCACGUACGAAGAGAUGAAGUUGGCAACGAAGCACUUUCGACCGGAUCAGGUUCUUGGCGAGGGUGGAUUUGGCAUCGUCUAUAAAGGGUUUAUAGAUGAAAACGUGAGGAUGGGGUAUAAGCCAACACAAGUUGCAAUUAAAGAGCUCGAUCCUGAAGGUUUACAAGGGGAUCGAGAAUGGCUGGCAGAAGUCAAUUAUUUAGGUCAACUUCGACACUCUAACUUGGUGAAACUGAUCGGUUAUUGCUGCGAGGGCGACCACAGGCUUUUGGUCUAUGAAUAUAUGGCAUCUGGUAGUCUAGAGAAACACCUGUUUUUGAGAGUACGCGCCACUUUAACGUGGCAUAAAAGAUUGAAGAUUGCUUUGGAUGCUGCAAAAGGGCUUGCUUUUCUUCAUGGUGUGGAUAAACCGAUUAUAUACCGAGAUUUCAAGACUUCGAACAUCUUGCUGGACGCGGACUUCAACGCAAAGCUUUCCGAUUUCGGACUAGCAAGGGUGGGCCCCACUGGAGAUCAAACCCACGUGUCAACCAGGGUUAUGGGUACUUACGGUUAUGCUGCCCCUGAAUAUGUCAUGACCGGACAUUUGACAGCAAGAAGUGACGUUUAUGGGUUCGGAGUUGUUCUGCUCGAAAUGCUGAUCGGGCGGCGGGCAAUGGAUAAGAGCAGGCCGAGCCGAGAGCACAAUCUGGUGGAGUGGGCCCGCCCGCUUCUCAACCACAACAAGAAGCUUCUGAGAAUCCUCGAUCCAAGAAUCGAGGGUCAGUACUCCACCAAGAUUCUUAUAAAGGUCGCCAGCCUGGCGUACCAGUGCCUCAGCCAAAACCCUAAAGGGAGGCCCGUCAUGAGUCAGGUGAUCGAGAUACUCGAACCCCUCGUGAAUCAAGAAACCAAUGACAAAGAGGCGGUUCUUCUGCAGAAUGGAGGCGGCAGCGUGACGCUGUAUGAAUUACGAAAAUGCCCCCCCGAGGAGACUAAGAAGGAAAGUAGUGACCCGUCGGUGAAAAACGAGAGCGAAAGAGAAGGCGAGACGCCGAAGAAUAACGGAAGGAGUAAAAGUGAGCCUCCUAAGGAGUGUGAUCUUUAUGAACCUCCUUCUCCAGAUGCUUUGAUGGUUGAGAGAUCAUCCUCUAAUGGAUGUUGAAUUUUCUAUUGUUAUUAAUUAUUUAUUCUGAAACUAUUGCAUUUUGGUUCAGCUCUACUUUUUCUUUUUCUUUUUCUUUUUUUUUUUAAUAAAGGAACUUAUUUUUUCCUA
Messenger RNA from Erythranthe guttata (spotted monkey flower), 1812 nucleotides. RefSeq names its product Protein kinase superfamily protein. Gene Ontology annotation, biological process: protein phosphorylation. NCBI's taxonomy places the organism in Eukaryota, Viridiplantae, Streptophyta, Magnoliopsida, Lamiales, Phrymaceae. Gene Ontology annotation, molecular function: protein kinase activity; ATP binding. The record is from RefSeq and is a predicted model, not a curated record.